Messenger RNA from Coffea eugenioides, 1218 nucleotides. Its product is annotated as bidirectional sugar transporter SWEET1-like. Gene Ontology annotation, cellular component: membrane. NCBI's taxonomy places the organism in Eukaryota, Viridiplantae, Streptophyta, Magnoliopsida, Gentianales, Rubiaceae. Gene Ontology annotation, biological process: carbohydrate transport. The coding region runs from base 238 to 984 and encodes 248 amino acids. Gene Ontology annotation, molecular function: sugar transmembrane transporter activity. The transcript has 6 exons. The record is from RefSeq and is a predicted model, not a curated record.
ACUACUCCUAUUACUAGUAGUAAUCUGCUGCCAAACUUUCCAUUUCUUUCCAUCCCUAUACUCUGAACUGCUCUUCCCCUCCUUGCACCGAAAUAAACAAAGUUUCCAUCUUGAUUUAUCCAGUUAGUUUCAGCCAUUUUCUUGAAGCAUUCUUGGUCAGCAAUUUCAUUCUACUUUUGUAUUCCGCUGUUCUUCAUUCUUUCUAGAAAGUUAGUGUAUACUCAACUACUGAAGAAAAUGAAGGAAAUUGCACAUUUUGUGUUUGGAGUUUUUGGAAAUGCUUCUGCGCUGUUCCUCUUUUUGGCACCAGUGAUAACAUUCAGAAGGAUCAUUAUUAAAAGAUCUACAGAGCAGUUCUCUGGGGUUCCCUAUGUCAUGACUUUGCUGAACUGUUUGCUCUCUGCAUGGUAUGGACUGCCUUUUGUAUCACCACACAAUCUGCCAGUGUCCACAAUUAAUGGAACUGGUGCUGCAAUUGAGAUUAUAUAUGUGCUGAUUUUCCUCAUUUUUGCACCCAAGAAGGAGAAAACAAAGAUCUUUUCCAUUCUUGUUCUGGUCAUCACUGCGUUUGCAGCUGUUGCGUUGGUUUCCCUAUUUGUUCUCCAUGGCCAAAGCAGGAAGUUGUUCUGUGGUUUAGCUGCGACAAUUUUCUCCAUCACCAUGUAUGCUUCACCUCUGACAAUCAUAAGGUUGGUGAUCAAGACCAAAAGCGUGGAGUUCAUGCCAUUCUUCCUGUCACUCUUUGUGUUCUUAUGUGGCACUUCCUGGUUUAUCUUUGGCCUUCUUGGAAGAGACCCCUUUGUUGCUAUUCCAAAUGGCUUUGGGAGUGGAUUAGGAACAGUGCAGCUAAUCUUGUAUGCUAUCUAUCAUGACAACAAAGGUCCAGGGAAAAGAGAAGUUUCUGAUGCAUCCUCACAGUUAAAGGAUCUGGAAAAUGGCAAGCCUCAAGAAGAGAAGCAAACACCAGGGGAUGAACAGGUUUAGAAAGUUAUGGAGACUGCAUCUGAAGAACUGUUGCCUAAAUCCCCCUGCAGAUUUGCUGUUUCUUUCAAUCUUGAUUUCCAAUGUCUUUCUUUGUGAUGUUCCUUUUUGCCUGCUGGAGGUACUGUAGGAUAGAAACAAAAGUAGGGAAUGUUGAUCAAUCAGGCCUUGGUUUUCAUUGUAUUUCUGGUGAUGGUUAUGACUUUGAUAUCAACGGCGUCUAUUUUCAUGUGCAAA